Molecule: messenger RNA, 483 nt
Organism: Pelmatolapia mariae (spotted tilapia)
Lineage: Eukaryota; Metazoa; Chordata; Actinopteri; Cichliformes; Cichlidae
Product: histone H2B 1/2
Exons: 1
Coding region: 14-388 (124 amino acids)
Cellular component (GO): nucleosome
Molecular function (GO): structural constituent of chromatin; DNA binding; protein heterodimerization activity
Source: RefSeq, a predicted model, not a curated record
GCAAAGAAAGAAAAUGCCCGAACCCGCCAAGUCCGCGCCCAAGAAGGGCUCCAAGAAAGCCGUGACUAAAACCGCCGGCAAGGGCGGCAAGAAGAAGAGAAAGACCAGGAAGGAGAGCUACGCCAUCUACGUUUACAAGGUGCUGAAGCAGGUGCACCCCGACACCGGCAUCUCCUCCAAGGCCAUGAGCAUCAUGAACUCGUUCGUCAACGACAUCUUCGAGCGCAUCGCCGCUGAGGCCUCCCGCCUGGCUCACUACAACAAGCGCUCCACCAUCACCUCCAGGGAGAUCCAGACCGCCGUGCGCCUCCUGCUGCCCGGUGAGCUGGCCAAGCACGCCGUGUCCGAGGGCACCAAGGCCGUGACCAAGUACACUAGCUCCAAGUAAACUGCAGCUCUACUGCACCCACCCAACGGCUCUUCUUAGAGCCACCCACUUCUUCUGAAGAGCACAUGUCCUGAUGUUUUCACCGCCGUAUGACU